AUGGACAUUGAAAUCAGUCUUGCGGAUGAUAUCGCCAGUCAACCAUCGUCGAUUGACUUGGAGAUGCCAACUCCGCCGCAAGAUGUGAGGGAUGAGGUCCUCGUCGACAGAAAACCUGGCGCUGCAGACCAGCCUGUUCCCACAGGAAUGACACUUGGUUCGAAGGAGCUCUACAGAGAGGACGAAAGAUAUCCAUGGGAUGACUGGAGUCCUGAUGACAUUGACUUGGACCCCGAAGAAACACCGGAAGCAAAGAAAUACGCACUCAUCGUGCGUCGUGAAAAGAGCGUUGCACAGAAUUCGAGUCUGGUCUUACACUCGGUUUCGGUCCAAAGCCCAUUGAUCAGGAAGGUGUUAGGAGUUGUCUUUGAUGGUUACAAAGGAAUGACCACCAAGCUCAAAGAUCUGACGUUCAAUGCCCCAUUUCAUGAAUUCUUCUAUCGCUGGGAUUGCUUUCAGCAGCAGAUAAGAGAGGAGACGGACGAUCUGGUCUUGGAGCAUAUCAUGUUGCUGCAGAAUGUGAUCAGUGGCGAGAUACAACCCCACCUCGAGAAAAGACAGGAGCUGCUCGAUAAUGGCUUGGUCACAUUUGAUUACCUUUGGGCGCUGUUCGAGCCCGAUGCUGUGAUCUACAGGCAAUCUGAUGGUCAGGAUCGCUUGUAUAAGCUUGUCGACUCCAGCUACCGUAGAUUUGGGGACGAUGUGUUCCUCAUCUUAACAUGCAGAUACAUAGACUGCGAUGGGGCUGCAUUUGGAUACGUCACAACAUCUCUUACUCUUGGCAAUUUCGACGGCAUUAAGCCCAUUUCUGAGCUUUCCAUCAUGCCAAUUCAUCUGCAUUCCCGGAUUGGCGAAAUCUGGGAUGCAUUACAGAAGAGGGGAAAAUCCUUCGUACAACUGAAUGGAUUCCACUAUAGAUCAUAUUCGGGACUAUGUACCAUGAAUGAAAGGCACUUUGGCAGUUCUGGCAAGCGAAAUAUCGACGAUGGCAGGAUAAUAAUUGACACUAAGUUGUGGUCCACGUACAACCCCCAACAGACUCUUACCCUCGAGCCGGUCGACACUCCACCUUCUGGUGUGCAAUCUAAUGAGGAUGAUUUUCCGCCUUCCUCUUCCAGUGAGUUCGGGUUUGAUGAGAAUCAUCCUCAUGCACCUGCGGUUCGCGCGGUUGAAGCCACGGGCCGCGACGAACAAAGAUAUAUGAAUGGUAAGCGUAGACCUAAAGAUGUGCAAGCAAAAACGCAAUUCUAUGUUGACAGCGUUCGUGAGAUUCGGUGGAAUCUGGAAGCCUUCCAGCGACUCGUCCUUCCACACGACUACAAGGAAAUCAUCUGGGCGUUUGUAGAGAGCCAAUUAUCUCACGAAAAUAGUUUCGAUGAUGUAGUUGAAGGGAAAGUGGCCGAGGAAAUGAGGAAACCUUUAUACUCGAUGAGCGCCGGAGAGCUUGGCCAUAGUGCUAAUGAAGUCGAGGAGCAGCUUCAUAAGGUGCUCGAACUGUCAACCAAAUGGGGAGCCAUCCUACUUAUUGAUGAAUGCGACGUUUUCCUAGAACGGCGCACGACUUCCGACCUCGAGCGAAACAAGCUCGUCUCCGGUGAGAUGGAUUCAAUUGGCUUUACGAAAUUUGGUCCGCCCAUAUUUCUUCGUCUGCUUGAAUACUACAAGGGCGUCAUGUUUCUGACAACCAAUCGGGUAUCCACCUUCGACACAGCCUUCCAGUCCCGAAUCCAUCUGACGAUCGAUUACCCGAAGUUGGAUUUUCGAGCCAAGAUGCUUGUGUGGCGGACUUUUGUCCGGCCUCAAAGUGAAGCUUCGCAAUACGCAAGCAUCAUUGAGGAGAAGGAUCUGAAAGCUCUGGCCAAGAUAGACAUGAAUGGAAGAGAGAUUAAGAACACUGUCAAGACCGCCAGGCUGUUAGCUAGCCAAAAAGGGGUUCCGCUGGCGAUGGAACACGUAGCUACGGUGCUGAGAGUCAAAGAUGGUUCUUCUGUGGUAGGGAAGUCCCCACGAAGCAUGGAUGGGUUCAACUGA
Messenger RNA from Letharia lupina, 2031 nucleotides. RefSeq lists its product as uncharacterized. Gene Ontology annotation, molecular function: ATP binding; ATP hydrolysis activity. The transcript has 7 exons. Lineage: Eukaryota; Fungi; Ascomycota; Lecanoromycetes; Lecanorales; Parmeliaceae. The record is from RefSeq and is a predicted model, not a curated record. The coding region runs from base 1 to 2031 and encodes 676 amino acids.